Impatiens glandulifera is the source of this 560-nucleotide messenger RNA. Its product is annotated as 60S ribosomal protein L29-1-like. Gene Ontology annotation, molecular function: structural constituent of ribosome. The transcript has 3 exons. Bases 157 to 345 code for a protein of 62 amino acids. Lineage: Eukaryota; Viridiplantae; Streptophyta; Magnoliopsida; Ericales; Balsaminaceae. Gene Ontology annotation, biological process: cytoplasmic translation. Gene Ontology annotation, cellular component: ribosome; cytosolic large ribosomal subunit. The record is from RefSeq and is a predicted model, not a curated record.
GACGGAGCCCAUCAAAUUUUUAUGGGCCCACAUAUGGACUGUGAAUAAGGGCUUACAAAAAUUCCCCAAUAAAAAGAUGUAAUAUCUCUAACAUUUCGUUUUCAAACCCUAGCCAGCGCCAUCCAGCCAGCCAGCCGAUUAAGAGGUUAAGCAGACAUGGCCAAGUCAAAGAAUCACACCGCUCACAAUCAGUCGCGCAAGGCUCACAGAAACGGUAUCAAGAAGCCAACCAAACACCGUAACGCUUCCACCAAAGGGAUGGAUCCUAAGUUCCUUAGGAACCAGAGGUACGCCAGAAAACACAACAAGAAUGUCGGUGAAGUUUCCACCGAAGAAGAGCAGUAGUAGAAAGGAUAUGAUAUUAGGUUCUCAAUUCUCAUUAUUAUGUACUAGUACUAGUAGUAAUAGUAGGUAGUGUUCUUAAUUUAUAAUGUGAAAGGGUUUUGCUGGAUUGUUGGAUUCCUUUGUUUUUUUCAUGCUCAUGAUUCCUAUUUGAAAGUUUUAAAUGUGAAGACAACAUCUAUUGUUUUAAUUGGUAUUUUGCAGUCAUAUUCUUUGUC